CAACAACAAUAGACUUUUAUUAUCAUUAUUCACAAACAGUUUAUGGGUACAUAAGUGUUGUGAGGAAAUCAUUUCGGGUUUCUUUAGAAAUGCAAUAAUACCCACGUUUCACGAACGUCAGCACAAUGUUUGCCAUAUUUGAAAAAACAGGUUCUGUGUAGUUGAGAAGAAUAUUGAGUUGACUUCAAAGAAGGAUAGGGAGAAAAAAGGAGAAUAGAAAUGAAAGAAACGCGAAAUAUUUAAGUGGUUUAUUAGGCGUGUUUGUAAACACAGGACAAGAAUAAGCGACUAUGUAAUCCACGUGAAACUCAUUAGGCAGGACAAAUAUCUGUGAAGGGGUCAUGAGUAUGAGUAGACUAUAAUGUAUGAUGAUAUUCAGUGAGAUACUAGGAAUACACUAAUCCCGUCAUGAGCAAACCUCUCGGUGCUCAAUAUUCUAGAAAUUAUCAGGCAAAAUCUUACAUGGGAUAACCCUCAUGUUAAUUUUUUACUCCAAAGAAAGGUUUAGGCUUUACACUGGAACCCUUGUCCCUCUAUAUGAGCUUCCAGUAUAAAUUUCAUCCAGUUUAAUUAAUAAAAGAAACAUAAUUCUCAGUCAUGCUCGUUUCUGUCUUUUCAUAGUGACGUCUCAAAAAUCAAUGUCUAAUAGAUCCAUUUUCAAGUUUAUUCAAGCAGCAAAUUAAAAUCUACUAAUGAAGUUAUAUAUAUUUCAUAUGUUUCGCUACUUUAAACAUCGCUGGCGGAAACAUUCCAAUAAAACACAUUUGCCUGAUUUUAACAAAAAGCAGCUACAGUUCUAUAGAUAAUGGGUUGUAAUAAUAAUGACAACGUUGGAUAAACAUUUCAACUUAAAUUUAGUACAUUUUGUACUCAUCCACUAGCGGUAUUCGUAAAACAUAUUUCGUCGUUUGGAGGUGCCUGGAUCUACGGGGUGAUACUCAGAUUGAAACACGAACCAAGUAUACAUCAACUAACUAGUUUGUAUAGUUUAUUGCACAACGACUGAAUGACUUUCAUUACGUAAACUUCCAAACUUAAAAAGAUAUCCUUACGAUUUUAUCUGAAACAUCUUCCAAUCUUUUCUAUAUACUUGAUCCAACAAUGAAUGGUUAUUUGGCUUCAUAACCCUUCAAAUCAUGAAAUUAGAUUUUCAAUAACUGAAUUUUAGCUAGUAUAAUCAGAGAUGUAUGUAUAUUCAAGGAAAUAGCUGAAAAACUCACUUAUAAAAGGUCACACAACGGUAUUAUCGACCAGUCAAUAGCUUAUUAAUUCAACGCAAAAGAACUAACUGCUGAAGAACACUGAAUAAUACAUAUGUUCGAUAUCAUAUAUGAUCCGCUUCCGGAAAGUUGGUAGAUAGCGCACUGUUUAUGGAAGAGAUAUCGUCAGGUAUUCCUGCUAAAGGACUGUCUUGAAAAUAUACUAAGAAUCUGCUAAUCAGCUCGGACAUUUCACAGUACAGUAAUCAAGAUGACAUUGACACUACCAUCAUGAAGGCAUUAAAUCUCAAUAUCUCGUUUAAAGAUACACUCUCCUCAUUACACUUGUAGGUCCCAUCAAUAUCUAAGACAUAUGGGAUUCAAAAAGCUAUUUUUUAUAUACAGUUGAAAAAAGUAGCAUUUCAAACAACCGUUAACUUUAGGAUGCAUCUCAUCUGCACCUUCAAGCUCAAUGAUAUAUGCAAUUAAGCUCUUAGGAUCACUACUUAGUAGAAAUAAUGGUCUAAGUUAAACUGACCUUUAGUUUUUCAUUCUUCAAAUAAAUGUCGUUACAUAUCAAAAACAUCUUUGACGAUUAGUUUUCCGUAAUUUUCAUCAACAGAAUCUAUAAAAGCAAAAGUUGCAGCUCCGGACACAAAUAAAUGACGAGUCGCGUUUUUUCGGCCGGCCGCCGAGUGAAGGAAGCUAGGAUCUUUCUCAUAGCUGAUGCCCAGUAACUCGCGUUUGACCGGUUGACCAUUUAGAUAUUGUAUAAAACCCUUAUAUAACCCCAACAAAUAAUAUAUGAUUCACAACCACUACAAACAAGUCAUAGAGAUCAAAAGCUGAAGAAUUUACUUUAAACCAACCUUCGUAUCCCUUGAGAACUUGUUGGUCGCUGAGAGUAACCCCUCCUUUUGAAUACAUAUAUUAUAUAGAACUCAUUUGGAUUUCAAUGACUGUCUCGUAUCAUGAAACGGUAAAAAGUAACAUUUUCAUCAUCUUUCUGUUGCCGCAGGAGAUCCGGUUUAGUCGAGAACCCUAUGUUAGAUCCAGAUAUUGAACUGGUUCAAUGUCUGUUCCAGUAGUGAAACUCUAGUCACACACUUCCAAUUUCGAUAAUUCAAAAAAAUGGUCAUAACUUUUUUAAUAACGUAACACACGUUCAAAAUAGAUCAGAAGACACCCAAGAGAGGUACUUAAUGGUACUCUAUCUAACUGGUACAGACACCUGAUAAAACCCACUUGUCACAACUGGAAAAAAAUACUCCCAUCAUUAAAAAAAGCAUCCUAUCCAAGGAAGAGAUGUAUAUCAAUGAAGUUUGAUCCAAAUAUGAGAAAUCAAAAGUAAGCAAUAGAAAAUGUCGCUAAAACUAACGAGAGAAUGUGUUUCGAAAUUAACCUCAAGAAAUAGAAACGAUCUGUCCACGAAGUAUCAUCAAAAAUAUGAUUGUCCGAUUCGGCUAGCGUCAUAAAAAAACAAUGUUACGUAAAAUAAAGAUAAAACGGUUAAUAAAAGACCCAGUAACAUCAAGGAAAUAGUAAGGAUUCAGAAUUUGUAGACAACAUAGUAUUAAUAACCGCAGUCAAACUCACAAAUGGGAAUCAAUAUAGAAAAUUUAGACAAAAAUAAAAGAAACAGUACAUAUUACAGAAAUACAGAGUCAUAAGUAAAAACAGACCUGGAGGGAUUUUCUCCAUAUCUUCAGAUGAACAUAUAAAAAAUGAAUUCUACGUUGUGCACUAACAUACAUCUUUCUAAAAAUCAUAUCAGCUUCACCUGGCUGUCAACAACGCCGACUAGAACUGAGUUUGCCGAACCAAAUUCUUUACUUUUAUAGGUCCAAUAACACGUAUUUCAUUGGCCAGUUGAAAUGAUGAUUCUGAUUGUCGGGAGAAGGGCACAGCUGAGUGGAGAGGAGUAUGAAGUUUUAAAAUAAGUUUUGUACACUUUUUCUGUUCAGAACAUGUUGCUCUUCUCUUACCAACCUAGGCUAUGAUUCCAAAAUGAUUUGACUAGAUUACAUGAAAUCGAUUUCUUAAUAUCUCACUCAUUUUGAAUAUUACCCUACUACCAACAAAAUGAUAUACUCUCAAAACAUUUUGGCAUUUGUACGAACUAUUUUGUAGUACUUAUUGAUUAUCUCUAAGACUCACUGUUAUAAAAGAACUAGAAAAUUAUAUGAAUCAAUACCAGGAAAAUAUCAAAAACUACAAAGAUGUACUUAUUAUAUACCGAAAAGUGGGUCAAAAGUUUAUCUGGCAGUACUGAUUUUUAUUUUAUUACACUGAUAAACAUCCAUAUUUGAAUAAAUUUAAGUGGACAGUACUAGAUAUGAAUAGGUAAAAAUGUGGAAACAAAGUUUCCAAUAUCCUAAUAUGAAACUAAUGUAAACAAAAAAUGUAUUUGUUUAUUUGUUCCUUUUUAAUAUUUACAAAGAUCGUUUUUAGAAAAACCUCAUCUAAAAGGUAGGCCAGUCCAGAGAAAUGGUAUUCGUUAGCAAAUUAUGCCUAAAUAUAUUUUAACAACAACACUCAUUAUUCCAAUCCAUAAAGAACUGGUUAUCUAUUUUCCAUACACCAUCUAUACGUUAAUUUACUUAUUAGAAAUACUUCAAUGGCUUUUAUUUUAAAUCAGUGAAAGAUAAAUAAAAAUUGCUAGUACGGUCACAUUAGAAAUAAAUAGAAACUUUAGGAUUAUCGAUUUUUCCUUGUUCAUCAUUUAUUAUAAGGUUUUAACAAAUACUUCAUGGUCUAACAUUUGACCAAGAUCAAAUAUCGUAAUUUAAGCAAAUAAAAUUAUUUCUAAAGUAAUUUCAUAUCACUGGAUUUAUUGCUAUCUUUUUUACAAAUCAUUUGAUGUGGAUACACUAAGAACAUAAGCAUUCUAAAACCAAGAAUCAUCUUUAAAAUUAAGAACGUUUGAAUAAAUUAGAUUUUAUUCACUUCAGAAUUUUGUCAAAUGUAGUAAUUGAAACUUUGAGUACCUUCCAGUUCAACGUCACAUGUAAUUUUAUUACCAUACAUUUCAAUGAUCCUAUUUCAAUUAUAAACUAUAUACCUAUUGUUAUGGUAUUUAGGUUAGAUAAUACCAUUUUAAACAAAAACAAUUGAUGCUUUUAGGAUGACUUUUUUAUGGAUAGCAAGACUUUUAUCAUUCCCUAUAGUAACUAAAUAAAUGUCUUGUCUGACUUUCAGUUAUUUUACUUUGUUUAAUUUCACUAUUAUGGUUGCAAAUAAUUUGAUGUUCUACAUUUAUAACAUGGCUAACAACAAACAUCGAUUUAUUAAUGGAAUGGAAUAUUUUGGCAUAAAGCAAUUCCAUAAUAACUUUAGGACUUUGUCAAUUUCGGCAGUUAUCUAAUUGGUAUUUUCCAUACAUUGAAAUUAUGAUCAAAAUCUAUAAAAAUAUAUCUACUUAACUUUUAAUGUAAAGAUAUUUUCAAUGUACAGUUGUUCUUAAGAUGUAAUUUACAAAAGAGAUUACUUUUUUUUAAGUGUAUUACAUUUAUUUAUGAUAAAAUAUUAUCCAUACAAUUUUUUCGACUGAACCAGUUAGAAGUAAAUGUCAAAAUCGUUUAUUCAUAUUUUCUUACCCCUAGAAUUGUUUUGUAUCUUCAUAAAUAAAAAUAAAGUGAAUGAAUCCAUGUCCAGAUGUGACUUUCUGCGAUUAGUCUAAAUAUUGUACAUGCUUUCAUACAAACGUACUUGUAUGCACACAAUUGUACACAUAUAUGUAUUCUGUAUAUUACACACAUAUUAGACACAUACGUGAAUGUAAAUACAAAGAUACAGAAAAUAUAUAUCAACAUUCUUGACUAUAUUCUUUCAUCUGAUUAAAGAUCUUCAUACUGAAAGGAUAUAAACUUAUACUGUAACAGAAUUACAACUGAAUCAUGCAUAAUAUUUAAACAAAUUAUAGAUUAAAUGAAUAUCUAAGUACAUGAUAUUCUGUAGUUAAUUAUAAUCAUAAUCUUUACCUUCCAAGUUCUUGAUAAACAUGACGAAACAAAAACGUUUUAUUACAUUUUAUUCAACCAUUAUACUAAUAUUGGUUUCGAAUUUUGUGACUGCUCAGAUAUCGUCUCCAAAUGAAGCACUUGGACCUCCUGGACCGAGGGGUGAUCCAGGGCCACCUGGUCCAGAAGGCGGAAUCGGAGCACCAGGUUCUCGUGGGCCACCUGGUCCGCCCGGAAUAGAUGGUGAACGUGGGCAGGCAGGACCUGCUGGGACUCCUGGGACACCGGGACGCGAUGGGAGACCUGGAGUCCCAGGAGUUCAGGGCUCACCUGGACCUCAAGGGAUUGUUGGACCACCAGGAGAACCCGGGGGUGAGGGAAGUCCCGGACCACAAGGUUAUCAAGGUCAAACAGGAGACAAAGGUGAUACUGGCUUUGAUGGGCAUAAAGGUUCUCAAGGACCUAUGGGACCACAAGGACCUCAAGGACCAACGGGACCCGUUGGCCCGCCAGGUCCCAUGGGUCCACCUGGACCCUCUGGUCCAAGAGGUGAAUCUGGUCCGACUGGAAGAGCUGGAGUGAUGGGACCGCAAGGUCCAGUAGGUAACCCUGGAAGACCUGGGGCAUCAGGACCUGCUGGACAGAAAGGGGAUCGCGGUUUGACUGGAGCAAAAGGAGAAAAGGGUGAAAAGGGUCCUACAGGAGCACCAGGACAUCCAGGAUUAAGCAAAGAACGUGGGAUUCAGGGUCCAAAAGGGGCACAAGGUGAACCAGGUUCAGUUGGAGUAGAAGGGCCGACAGGAAUCCAGGGUCUUAAGGGUGAGAAAGGUCAACUUGGACGUCCAGGUGAACGUGGAGAGACCGGGCCACGUGGUGAGCGGGGACCUAUGGGCCCUAUAGGAAUCAAGGGUGCACAAGGCGAACUUGGCAUGGCUGGAAGCCCUGGAAGUCCAGGAUUAGAUGGACAACCUGGACUCAGUGGUAGUCCUGGAGAACCUGGAGCACCGGGUGAGCAAGGACUUUCAGGUCCUCCAGGACCACCUGGACGUCCUGGUCUUGAUGGGGCUCCUGGUGCUAGAGGUGAAAAUGGUGCACAUGGAAUGAAUGGAGUACCUGGAAUUAAGGGAGGAUCAGGACCAAUGGGGCCAGUAGGUCUGCCGGGAGCAAGUGGGACACCUGGACACGCAGGACCAAUGGGACCUAUGGGACCAGUUGGCCCAAGAGGACCGACGGGUGCGAUAGGACCUGCUGGAGAACCAGGAAUGAAAGGUGCAACUGGACUGCCUGGUGGUCAUGGAGACAGUGGAGAUGUAGGUGAUCCUGGACCUGACGGUGACACAGGUCCGGAAGGUCCUGUGGGUGCUGUUGGACCUCCAGGACUUCCAGGUCCCGUUGGUGAUCAAGGCCCUGAAGGCCCAGAAGGUGCAUCUGGUCCGCCUGGUCCUGCAGGGUAUGAUGGUCCACCGGGAAUGGAUGGGAAAGAUGGGUUAUCUGGCAAAGAUGGAAAACCUGGGCCACAAGGUGUACCAGGUGAACAAGGAGCAGUCGGAAAGCCGGGUCGCAGAGGAGAUCGUGGACCACCUGGACCACAAGGAAAAAGAGGAUAUAAAGGUCAAGAGGGAGUAAUGGGACCUCCAGGAGUUUAUGGUGUUAUAGGCUUAGUUGGUGUUCCUGGAUCAAAUGGAGAAACUGGAGUAAACGGUACAGUUGGUGAUCCUGGUCUUCCCGGUCUACCUGGAACCGAUGGACGCCCGGGCUUACGUGGACAACCUGGAUUACGUGGCCCUCCUGGGCUUCCUGGAGUCGUUAAAGUUCAGCCUUCUACCAUAGGAGGAACAGGUUUGCCUGGUGAUCGUGGAAAUCCUGGUUCAUACGGACCCACUGGGGAACCAGGUCCUAAAGGAAGCGCGGGAGAACGAGGAAUUACAGGUGAUCCCGGUGACCCAGGAGAUCGGGGUCUUUCGGGUCCACCUGGACCACCAGGACCUGAUGGACAACCAGGAGUCGAUGGAGAAGACGGUCCAGAUGGCAUUCCAGGGGAUGACGGCCCCCCAGGACCUCCAGGACCCUUUGGAGAGCCCGGUCCAGCUGGGGAACAGGGUCCACAAGGCCCACCUGGGAACAAGGGAGCUAUGGGGAUGACUGGUCCUCGAGGUGAAACGGGCCAAAGAGGUGCACCCGGACCAACUGGAGCAACGGGAGAUGUUGGAGAGCCUGGUUUGACAGGGUCUCCGGGGCCUAACGGAAAUAUAGGAAGAAAAGGACCGACCGGGCAACGCGGACAACCUGGAGCAAGAGGGAAACAAGGAGAUGCCGGAGAGCCGGGUAAAACAGGGGAGCCCGGUCCUCAUGGGUAUCCAGGAUUUAUGGGGCCCCCAGGAGAGCCUGGCCCGGAGGGUCCUGCUGGUAGUGAGGGUAGUGAGGGCCCUCCUGGAGAACAAGGACCUCCUGGAAAGCAUGGAGAGCUUGGCGAGGUUGGGGAUGUGGGUGAUGCAGGGCCACCUGGAAGAGCAGGACCACCAGGUCGUCGUGGUCAUCCUGGUUUUCCAGGUCCCAGAGGACCGCCUGGAGAGGUUGGAAAACCUGGAGAACCCGGACCAGUCGGACCUAUUGGACGUGCAGGUAUGCGUGGACCUCGGGGAUCUGUUGGUGGUGUUGGAGUUGCAGGAAGUAAAGGGGAACAAGGACUUGCUGGAGCUCCAGGGUCUCCAGGAGAAACAGGACCCAGAGGAGAUACUGGAGAAUCAGGCAUUCCUGGGAAAGAUGGUCGUCCAGGGAAACAGGGAGAGCCAGGUCCUAAAGGAGCUCCCGGAGGGAAGGGCCCAAUCGGACCUCCUGGGCCCCCGGGUUUGGAUGGCCCUGUGGGGUACCCAGGAGAUCAAGGACCAAGAGGCCCUUCUGGUCCGAUUGGAGAACGAGGUCCGAUGGGCGCUCGGGGUUCGCGUGGUGAUCGAGGAGAUCCUGGUGAGGUCGGUCCACUUGGCCCCCCUGGUAGGGAUGGAGAACUAGGUCCACCCGGUCCACAAGGUCAAUCAGGACCUCCUGGCUUGCCUGGCCCACCUGGUCAAAUUGUAUCCAUGCAGGCACGAGCUUCAAGAACUAAAGGAAUAAUGUAUGGAGAUGAUCCUGCAAUCAAAAGGAGAUUUGGAAAUAUUGAAAUAACUACUCCCCAAGGAACUGCAGAACUGCCUGCCCGAACUUGUGCACAUUUGGCUGACAUGCAUCCUAAAAAACCUGAUGGUGAAUACUGGAUUAACCCUAUCGGUGACAUUAUAAGCAGUCCUACUAAAGUCAAUUGUCUUAUGAAAACUAAAGAAACGUGUAUCAAGCCAAAACAAUCCAAGAUUUCUAUGAAAAAAAUACCUCCUACUAUGAAUAGUAGAUUUUGGCUUCAAGAAAUAAGUGAAGUUAAUGAGUUAAACUAUGCUAUUGAAUCAGAACAAUUGAAUUUUUUAAAAUUAUCAAGUGAUAUGGCUGUACAACGUAUAACUUUAUCCUGUUCUGGAUUAUCAGAUAUGACAAUUAAUUCUACUAUAUCAUUAGCUGAAAAUAUUCGUCUGUUAGGUGAUGAUGAUACAGUUUUAGAAAGAUAUCAUCCACUACGUAAAUUUCACAUUGAACAAGAUCAAUGUGGAAAGAUUACCAGUGGUUAUACAACUGUUUCAAUUAGUGGAAAUCCGAGUAAACUACCUAUUCGUGACAUUAAUUUUAUACAUCUGGAUACAAUUAACUAUGAAUUGAUUCUUGGUGAUGUUUGUUAUACAACGUACUUAGGAAAAGUUGUUUCUUUGAAACACAGUUACAAUAAUUAAAUUAUUUCAAAGUUAACACAAGUAUAAAAUAAUAUGAUUUAUUACGGAAUUAGAUGUUAUAAUAAAUGAUUAUAAUAAUUCAUAAUUACUGAGUAAUAUCUUCUGUUAUAUUAAGAUAAUUUCUGUACACAAAUCAAAGAAAGUAAAUAAACGUUUAUUAGAAUGUUGAAUACGUUUUGUUUUGAAUUUUAAAGAAUUGUAAAGUUUAUUGAAUCUUAUAUUAUACUUUGGCGGCCCGCUUGAAUAUCUGGGGUAUCUGUUUUUGUGAUAUCAACAAGUUACUUAUCUUUUGUUUUUUUUUGACACAUCAUUAUGGCCCUUAUUCGUAUAUUCUAUUUAGGUGGGUUUAUGAAAAGUUUACAAUCCUUAGCUGUACAAUAUACAAAAAAGUACAAUCAGAGACAUUGUGUUGUAUGUUAAUAUGCACUGAAAGGAAUGAUCAUUGUUCAGAUUCAGAUUCCUGAACUGCUAAAAUCUAACUGAUGAUAACUUAAUAUUUAUCGUCAGGAUAGAUGAAGAAAUAAGGAGAGGAAACUUGAUGAAAUACUUUGUGCUGAGAAUUCUAUAUUGUACCAAAACUAUGAUAUUGAAUAAAGUCACUAAUAAUAAUUAUUAUUAUGUAUUAAAUUGACUAUAAUGUUUUUAUUGAGAAUUGUUCAAAACUUUGUAACAAAAUAAAAAUCUUAAU
Molecule: messenger RNA, 9658 nt
Organism: Schistosoma bovis
Lineage: Eukaryota; Metazoa; Platyhelminthes; Trematoda; Strigeidida; Schistosomatidae
Source: the annotation of a GenBank genome assembly